GGCACCCACGAGACACAGCAUCGUGCUUGGAAUUUAAAAUGCACGGCAAACAGAAGGAGCAGGUGUUACUAGCUGGGGGAAGUGUGACAAGUGCUAAAGUGAUAAAUGUGCCUCCAACCCCUUUCUCGAGGCGAGGAUGCUGUCAGCCUCAUCCAGACGGCUCAGCUGAUGGCCACACGCUUUGAGGGGGGGAAAAAAGGUGUGGAAAACGUGAAGUUGUUGGAUCGCUACGCCAACAGGAAGGCAGCGAGCGGGACGCUGUACCUGACAGCCACACACCUGAUCUACGUGGAUGCCUCUGCUGAAGUCAGGAAGGAAACAUGGAUCCUGCACCACCACAUCUCCAGCGUGGAGAAGCUGCCCCUGACCACGGCUGGGUACCCCCUGCUCAUCCACUGCAAGAACUUCCACGUGGCUCACUUUGUGAUUGGGCAGGAGAGGGACUGCCACGAUGUGUUCACCUCUCUGCUCAAGCUCUCCCAGCCAGUGAAACCUGAAGAACUUUAUGCUUUCUCUUACAAUCCUAAAAUGUCCAAAGAGAGCCGGGAGAUGGGAUGGAAACUGAUUGAUUUGAGACUGGAUUACCAGCGCAUGGGAAUUCCCAACGACUCCUGGGAAAUAACAGAUAUUAAUAAAGACUAUGAGGUUUGCAGCACAUACCCUCCUGAGAUCGUGGUGCCUCGAGCUGCCACCAAGGCCGUGGUGAUGGGAAGUUCCAGGUUCAGGAGCCGAGGGCGGAUUCCGGUGCUUUCUUACUUAGACAAGGAAAACAAUGCUGCCCUGUGCCGCUGCAGCCAGCCCCUGGCUGGGUUCAGUGCUCGUUGCCUGGAGGAUGAGCAGAUGCUCCAGGCCAUCCGAGAGGCCAACCCCGGCUGCCCCUUCAUGUAUGUUGUAGACACGAGGCCAAAGUUGAAUGCCAUGGCCAACAGAGCUGCUGGGAAGGGCUAUGAGAAUGAAGAUAAUUAUGAAAACAUUCGUUUUAAAUUCAUUGGCAUAGAGAACAUCCAUGUGAUGAGGAGCAGCCUGCAGAAACUGCUGGAAGUGUGUGAGAUGAAGUCUCCCUCCAUGAGUGAUUUCCUGACGGGGCUGGAGAACUCGGGCUGGUUACGGCACAUCAAGGCUGUGAUGGAUGCAGGUGUCUUCCUGGCCAAGGCUGUGAGGGAGGAGAGGGCCAGCGUGCUGGUGCACUGCUCCGACGGCUGGGACCGCACGGCCCAGGUCUGCUCCCUGGCCAGCCUGCUCCUGGACCCCUUCUACAGGACCUUCAAAGGCUUCAUGGUCCUGAUAGAAAAAGAAUGGAUUGCAAUGGGCCACAAGUUCUCACACAGGUGUGGCCACCUGGAUGGGGACCCCAAAGAGGUGUCCCCUGUGUUCACACAGUUUGUGGAGUGUGUGUGGCAGCUGAUGCAGCAGUUCCCCUGCUCCUUCGAGUUCAGCGAGCGCUUCCUGCUGGAGAUCCAUGACCACGUGUACUCCUGCCAGUUUGGCAACUUCCUGGGCACCUGCCACAGGGAGAGAGAGGAGCUCAGAAUCUUUGAGAAGACCCAUUCCCUGUGGCCUUUCCUCUUGCAGAGGAAGCAGGAGUUGAGAAAUCCUUUGUACAGAGGCUUUACAGCUUACAAAGAGCUUCAACCAAACACUCUACCUUUCAGUUUCCAGUUCUGGUGUGGGAUGUACAACCGCUUUGACAAGGGCAUGCACCCCAAGCAGUGUGUGCUGGAUCAGCUGCUCAGCUGCACCAGCCAGAAGGUGACACUGGAGGACAACGCAUCCCAGCUGCAAAACAAACUGCCUGUCCUCGAUGGCCCCUUGCCCAGCAAAGGCUGCACCUGGCCCGAGGCAGGAGCUGCUGCUGCCGAAGCCUCACCUCCUCCUCAGGACUGUGCAGAGGGAGCAGCCCCAGCGCUGAGCAAUGGCCCCUCCCUGGGCCACCAGAAGCACAAGGAGAGCCCAGCCCAGCCCCAGGAUCUCGGAGCCUGCAGGGAGGAUGGGCAGGCUCAGCACCAGGGAUGA
This is a messenger RNA of Cinclus cinclus, 2013 nucleotides long. It is a transcript of the gene MTMR8, whose product is annotated as myotubularin related protein 8. The record is from RefSeq and is a predicted model, not a curated record. Gene Ontology annotation, cellular component: nuclear envelope. Gene Ontology annotation, biological process: negative regulation of autophagy; dephosphorylation. Gene Ontology annotation, molecular function: phosphatidylinositol-3,5-bisphosphate phosphatase activity. Lineage: Eukaryota; Metazoa; Chordata; Aves; Passeriformes; Cinclidae.